Molecule: messenger RNA, 1552 nt
Organism: Capsella rubella
Lineage: Eukaryota; Viridiplantae; Streptophyta; Magnoliopsida; Brassicales; Brassicaceae
Product: FBD-associated F-box protein At1g60410
Exons: 4
Coding region: 80-1354 (424 amino acids)
Molecular function (GO): protein binding
Source: RefSeq, a predicted model, not a curated record
ACAAGAUCACUGCCUGCUAAGUGCUAACUCAAGGGUUCAACUCUCUUUCGCUUUCAAGGGUUUCGAGGAGGUCGAGGCUAUGUUGAGGACGUCUCUAAACACAUCUGUAAGGAACAAGAAGCGUAUCAAAACCAACGUGGGCAGAGAUAGGAUAAGCGACCUGCCAUGUGAUGUGUUAGUUCGGAUCCUCACUCAUCUCUCUACCAAGGAGUCCGUUGGCACUAGUUAUUUCAAUCGCCGUUGGGAGAAUCUCUGGUCAGAAGUUCCUGUUUUGGAUUUGCAUUUCAGUGACUUCAUAGAUACUAAUUUCGAGUUGCUCGACUUCAUAGAUUACUUCUUGGAUUCUAAGCCGCCUUCUUUAAAGUUGGACACGUUCAAGUUGGUCUAUGAUGUUGUUAAUGGGCACUCUCAUGAGCCUUUUGUGUCUACGUUAGACGAAGUGGUUAGGCGUGGAGUCUCUCAUCUCACUCUUAUCAACAUGGUCAGUAAUGAUGCAGCCUUAGUUAGGAUGCCUCUCUCCCUCUAUUCAAGCUCCACAUUGGUGGACUUGAAUCUCUACACUGUUGUCUUCGAUGAUCCAGGAGCUGAAUCGGUCUCGUUACCUCGUGUCAAGAUUAUGCAACUGGAGGGGGUCAAGUUUGAUGGCGGUGACGUUUUCAAGAAUCUCAUAUCAAGCUGUCCGGUUCUUGAGGAGUUAACAGUGGUUACGCAUUAUCAAGAUGAUCUUGAACUUGUGUGUGUUCAGUCGCAGUCACUGAAAACCUUCACAUUGAUGUCAGAGCGUCCCAAGGAAGAAGAACGAGAUCCCGAUGUUGUAAUCGAUGCUCCGAGACUCGAGUAUAUGAGUAUCAGUGAUUUCCAGCCUGAGGGCUUUAUCAUAAGCAAUAUUGGUCUCUCAGCAGAAGCAGACGUCGAUAUUGUGUUUGAGGACGUUGACCUUUACGAGUAUUUGGAUGUUAUGAAGAUCUGCAACUUCCUUAUUGGGAUAUCCAAGUUUCAAGAACUGACAAUCUCUGCCCGAACAUUACAUGUCAUCCAUGAAUACUCCGAGGUGACAACGUUGCCCAAAUUUCAUAAUUUGUCUCGAUUGGAAGUUUUGCUAAUCGAAUCUUCUUGGGAAUAUUUAGCAGCCUUUCUGGGAUGCUGCACGAACCUAAACUCGCUGAUUCUGGAACUUGACCACAUACCAGAGAUAGAGGAGAUUGAACUUUCACCAGUGCCUCAAUGUGUCUUAUCCUCUCUCCACUCUCUUCAUCUGAAGACACCACAGACACCAAGUAAAAAGGUACUUGUAUCAUAUUUUAGGGAAAACUGUACUGCCUUGAGGAAAAUUCUUGUAACUGGGCGUGAGUAACAUCAUCAAGAAAAGCAAAAGUACUCCAAGGAGACACUACUGUAAUGUUGUUAUGCAUGCUUACAUUAUAUUGUCUCUUAUAACUUCAGUUUACCUUUCCUACAGUUACUGUAAUAAUACUUUCCAGAUAUGUUUGUUGACAUGGUUUUAUGUAAUGUUUGUUGACCUUGUUUUUUCUAGUGGAUGUUAAAUCAAUUA